Molecule: messenger RNA, 1431 nt
Organism: Daldinia childiae
Lineage: Eukaryota; Fungi; Ascomycota; Sordariomycetes; Xylariales; Hypoxylaceae
Product: Acid phosphatase PHO1
Exons: 1
Coding region: 1-1431 (476 amino acids)
Cellular component (GO): fungal-type cell wall
Molecular function (GO): acid phosphatase activity
Source: RefSeq, a predicted model, not a curated record
AUGGCGUCCUCGUUUGUUGGAGAGCUGCUUUGGCUCAGUACACUCGUUCUUCCAAUGCUUCAACCAUGCUCUGCCGCGUCUCUCUAUUCUACAUAUCAAUUCAACCCUCUAGAACAUCUUGGCGGCGUAGCCCCGUACUUUGAGCCCCAAGACCCGCCGGCGUCACCGUCACCUCCACAGGGUUGUUCGGUAUCUCGAGCAGCCUAUCUCUCUCGCCACGCUGCAAUCUACGCUAACGACUACGACUAUGAAGCGUACAUCGACCCAUUCGUAUCCAAGCUAGAAAAUAAUACUGCGGUCGACUGGAGCAAGGUUCCAGCGCUCAGCUUCCUCGCUAGUUGGACAGCCCCGCUGACGGACGCGGAACAAGAACUGUUGACUCGCGUGGGUAGACUAGAAGCGGCGCAACUUGGCAUAACGCUGUCUUUCCGGUACCCUAAUCUCAGGCUGCCAUCUCGUAUAUGGACAUCUUCCGCCGAGCGCACGGAAAAAUCGGCCGAGUCGUUCGCGAGGAGCCUCGAGCUAAACGAGGAUGGAAUCAACGUCGUGAGCAUUUACGAAUCCGAGGAAGCUGGCGCAAACAGCCUCACACCGUACAAAAGUUGUCCGGCCUACUCGUCGUCGUUUGGCAGCGAUCAAUCAGCAGUCUAUCUCAAAAAGUUCACCAAGCCCAUAAUAGCGAGAUUGAACGCGAUAGCCCCCGGGUUUAAUUUCACGGCCAACGACGUGUAUGGCAUGAUGGAACUGUGCGGGUAUGAAUCUGUUAUUCGUGGUAGUUCUCCAUUCUGCGACCUGGACCUCUUUACGCCAGACGACUGGCUUGGCUGGGAAUAUACGGCCGAUAUCAUGUACCACUACAACGUGGGAUACGGUAAUCAGAUUUCUGGUGUUGUGGGAUUACCUUGGCUUAAUUCAUCGGCAAGCCUACUUUUAGAAGAAUCGUCUGGGAAGCAAGACAUCUUUGUUAGUUUUACUCAUCGAGAGUUACCCCCUAUGGUCUUCGUUGCUAUGGGUUUGUUCAACAACUCCGAGUUCAGCGGAGGCGAGUCCACAAUUAACGAUACGAUGCCGCUGGACCGUAUCAACCACCGGCGCGCGUGGAAAAGUUCGCACAUAUUGCCUUUUCUGAGCAACGCGGCUAUCGAGAGGCUGAAUUGUUCAGGUAGUUAUGAUUACGAAGAUGGUGAUUAUUAUCGGAUACUCGUGAAUAGCGCGCCUCAGCCAUUGCCUAACUGCGCCGAUGGGCCGGGUACGACUUGCUCGAGGACGGGAUUUGAACAGUAUCUUGAAGAACGAGUCGAUAUGUUCCAAGGGUUUUCUGAGAAAUGCGGGGUGGACUAUGGGAACUCGACUGAUAUAUUAUCAAUUUAUACGGAUGCGGGAGUAGGUAAUGGUACUGCUGUUGGGAAGAGGUAUAAAGCUUUCGCGUGA